AUGGCUGGGCGAGGAGCUGCUGCGCCAGCGGCCAGGAGAGAAGCGAGGAGGCAGGAGGAGGAGUAUGGAGAGAAGCAAGGGCCCGCGGAGCGAGGCAGGCGGAGAAAGCGGCAGCGACGGGAGCACACCGAUGCCGAGGCGGCGCGCGCGAGGGGAGCCACCCUGUGGACUGAGCAGCACGAGGCGAGCGGAUUGCCACGCCACCGCGAGAAUCCACGAGCGAACAGUGGAGGCCUGGAAAUGGCUUGUGGAUGCCACGACAAUGGACACCCUAACAGUCCUGUCAUUGAACUCGACAUGUACUUCAAAUGUAAGAAAAGUGUUCUCAACAUGUUUCAAACAGGCUCUUUACAUGUUUAAACAUUUCUCGUCCUCGACAACUCUAAGCCUGCGAGAACCCAGAGAUCCGAUGUCGUGAUUUUUUC
Messenger RNA from Prorocentrum cordatum, 425 nucleotides. NCBI's taxonomy places the organism in Eukaryota, Dinophyceae, Prorocentrales, Prorocentraceae. The record is from the annotation of a GenBank genome assembly.